UGCAUGUGUGCGACUGCUCGGGCGACGACGAUGAUCGCGUAGCGCGAACGUGCCGGAUAGUCCUCCAAGUGUCGUUAGUGCGAGCUAAUGAAAGUUUCGAUGAUGGUCCAAGACCAUCGUGAUCCGAUUUGCCCGUACACAGACAAGCCCUUCUGGAUAAAGGAACCGUGGAUACCUGAGAAAGCUUCAAACCUAUUUGAAGCUUUCGAGGCCUCGUCCAUGGAACUAUGAACCUGGACUCGUUGUCUUUUACUUUGUCACAGAUCAGUUAUUUGGUUGCGUCGAUCGCACGGAAGAACCAUCGGCAGGUCGAAGCCGAGUUGCAAAAGUUGGUGAACCUACAUGGAUUAGAAGCUGAUAGACACUUGCUUCAAUGUCUUUUUCACUCUGUGGACUUCAGUGAAUCAUCAAGCAAGAUUGCAACACCCACAAUCCAUAAUCAGGUUCUCCUAGACUAUUGUUCAACCCUGCUCAACAAGCCAUCAUUGGUCUCGUCAAUUUGUUACAUUACCGACAGUACUUUAAUCAAUCACAAGAGUUUAAAAGUUGGAAGCCAAUUUUUUCCACAAUUGUGCAAGUGCCUUCGCCUAUCAGCUGUCCAAGAAGUGGUCUUUGCACUUGCCCUGCUCCAAUCCUCCAACAAAGAAGUCCUAGCGCACUGCCAAACACACCUGCGCAGCUGUGUGCCGCCGCUGGUCAAGUCCUACGUCGACACUGAGGGCAGCGGCAACCAGCACGAGGGCGGACUGCACGAGACCACACCGGAGGUGCUGCAUAUCAUCCUCUCAGCGGUAUUCACGUGCCCCAAAGAUCUCGGUGUCGCCGCCGACCUACAGGCGGCAUUCCUUAACGCUCUUCAACGCGAUUUUCCCAAGGAGCGCGUACCUGUCGUACUAGCGCCAUUGGUCUAUCCGGAGGAUAGCGAACUCGCGCCGGAGAUGUCGGGCGAGGGCCCGGGUCUUGCCGGCGGCAUCAUGGAUUGCACGAUGGCGGAUCUCAUCAAGGAGCUCGGCUACGGCUUCACUGCUUCACAUGAGGAAUGCCGAAGUUAUCUACUCAAACUAAAUCGCAAUGACAUCACGCCGGCGCAGGUCGCCAAGAUUCUGAUCGUUAUGUGCCGCACAGCAAACGGGCUGGAUGAGUCGUUAAAUAUUCAGACGCCUGGAUCUUUCAACAAGGCGGCUGAUGGCAGGUGUACAUCGUGGAAUGCGGAGGUUUUUGUACAGGCGCUCAUGGAGACCGUGCAGAAUCUUUCGUGGAGCAACGUGAUGUUCGAGCUGGACCAGCCCGAGUUCCUAAUCAGAGAUCGACAAAGUUUGGUGUUUCUAAUAAACGCGCUGCGACUGGGCCUGUCGGCCACCGGUUUUCGGAAUGAGACAUUUCCCGUGGAACAUUUUUACCGGCGUUGGGUGAAUAUUGAAGGCCAACUGAGUCUUUUACAACAGAUUUUGAAAAAUCCGGACGUGUUCGCGUUUUCGGACUAUCCAUGCACGCUGGUGCCGGUAGACUUGCUCAAAACGCCGCCUGAACAAGACACCAAAGAAUUGGCGACGUGGCGGUCAAUGAACGUGGUCGAAGUGUUACUUUCUAUCGCAGAGUGCGGCUGUUACUCGCAAGUGCAGGACUUGUUUAAGUUUCCCAUUCAAAACUGCCCUGAUGUACUAGUUCUUGCGUUACUUAACAUCCAAGGUCCGCUAAAUAUGCUACGCCAGGAACUUCUCACUGUUCUGAUUCCGGUGUUUUUAGGCAACCACGCGAACUCUGCGAUCAUUCUACAUCAUGCUUGGCACUCGCAGAACGGUAGCAUCAAGCCGGCGAUAAUGCACGCGAUGGCGGAAUGGUACGCGCGAGGCGAAGGUGAUCAAGCGCGAUUAUCCAGAAUUCUGGAUGUAGCACAAGACUUGAAGGCCCUCUCUAUGCUAUUAAAUGUACAAUCGUAUCCGUUUAUUAUCGACUUAGCGUGUCUUGCAUCGCGGCGCGAAUACCUCAAGCUAGAAAAAUGGCUACAAGAUAAAAUACGCGAACACGGCGAGAACUUUGUCUCUGCAUGUAUCAAGUUUCUGCAUCGCAGAUGCCCACAAAUACUGGGAAAAAGUGACGAUGCGUUAAAACCCAAUAUGCUGCCCUCUGAAACACUAACGACUAUUGUAAUCUGUUUGCGGAAUACGCAACUUAUUAAUCUAAGUCCAGAGUGCCACGACGCGAUCGCCUCAAUUGCGUCCAACUAUCAGAUUUUGUUAAGUACCCGACAACAACAACAACAGCAGCAGCAGCAACAGCAACAACAAGCGCAACAGACCACCUUGUUGCGGCCACAUCGCGGUAUGGAAGGAUUUAAUCCAUCUAGUAUUGCGGGACCAUUAUUUAGCUCGACUGCGGCCGAAGGAGUCUCAUCUAUAGGCUCAUCAUUGGCGAAUAUGUCCUUGGCUGGCCAAACUAAUUCUGCUUUUACAUUGCAAGGUGGUUUAGGACCUUUGGUGCAAUCACCUGGUUCACCUAAUCGAAUCCUUGCUGGGCCUUCGAACAGCCCUUUUUCGAUUAUGCCAAUGCAACAUCAAGGACCUGUUGGGACUCUCAGUACUUUGGGCCGCAUGGGUCCAAACCCUGUUGGGAUACAAAAAACCGGAAUGCCUGAUAGCACGCUCUUCCCAGAAAUAGCUCCGAAUGUGCCCAAGGACAUCGAGGACGAAGCGAACAGCUACUUCCAGCGGAUAUACAACCAUCCGCCACAUCCGACGUUAUCUAUCGAUGAGGUUCUCGAAAUGUUAAAGCGAUUCCAGGAAUCUCCUAUGAAACGAGAACGAGAAGUGUUCCACUGUAUGCUACGAAAUUUAUUCGAAGAGUACAAAUUCUUUCCACAAUACCCCGACAAAGAGUUGCACAUUACAGCGCAGUUGUUUGGCGGCAUUAUCGAACGUGGACUUGUCACGAGUUACAUGGCGCUGGGCUUAGCUCUGCGCUUUGUUCUUGAUGCACUGCGCAAAGCGGAGGGUACUAAGAUGUACUAUUUUGGUAUCGCAGCGCUGGAUCGAUUUAAGACACGUCUGAAGGAGUACCACAAGUAUUGCGAGCAUGUACGCGCCAUUCCGCAUUUCUCUGACUUUCCGCCACAUUUGAUCGAGUAUGUUGAGUAUGGUUUGCAGAGCGCGGAACCCCCAACUAAACCGCAAGGACCUGUGUUGCCAAGCACAUUAGCAGCGGUUCUCGGUCCUCCACAGGCCGUGCAACCUUAUAAAUCUACUGCAGCAUCUUCCUCGGUGAGCAAAGUUAGCACCAGCUCUGGAACGAGCUUAGGAAGUCGGCCUUCAAUUGCAAACGCCACCAACAUCGAUACGUUGCUUGUAGCAACAGAGAAAGAGGAAAUGAUGUCACCACCUGAACAGAUUCAAGACAAAAUUGCUUUUAUUUUCAACAAUUUAAGCCAACUUAACUUACAAAAGAAAUGCGAUGAGCUGAGAGACGUUGUCUCCGAUGAAUACUGGGCUUGGAUCUCACAAUAUCUCGUCAUGAAACGCGCAUCAAUUGAGUUGAAUUUCCAUCAGUUGUACUCGAACUUUCUGGACGUGCUGAAAGUUCCUGAGGUGAACCGAAUGGUAACGAAGGAAACCUUCCGUAACAUCAAGGUACUUCUGCGGUCCGACAAAGUCAUCGAUAACUUUUCCGACAGAUCUCUGCUGAAAAAUCUUGGCCAUUGGUUGGGAAUGAUGACUCUGGGUCGCAACAAACCAAUUCUACAAGUCGACAUUGACUUAAAAAGCCUUCUGAUUGAAGCGUAUCACAAAGGGCAACAAGAACUGCUCUAUAUCGUUCCGUUUAUUGCAAAGAUUCUAGAGUCAUGCGCAAAGAGCCGAGUUUUCAAAUCACCUAAUCCGUGGACAAUUGCGAUCAUGAAUGUGCUCGCCGAGAUGCAUCAAGAACCUGAUCUCAAGCUCAACCUUAAAUUCGAAAUUGAGGUGCUCUGCAAAACACUAGACAUCGAAAUCACAAAUCUGAAACCGACGACAAUCCUUAAAGAUCCCGAAGUAUUGCGAAAACUUGAGUACCAGUUGCGAACUCAGGCUAUGAAGAAAGAAGGACCACCGCAAUUGACAACGCAGCUAAGCAUUCAAUCUGCAAUGAACGAACCGGAGUUAAAUCAGGUAUCAACACAGGCGGCGAGCACACCACCGGUCGCGCAGAAUAACAGCACCACACCGACAUCGAACGUGGCGGCACCCGAGCCUCGCUUUGCCUACACGGACAUUCAGUUAUCGAACAACGCUACUUUCCAAUCGCACAUCACGAUUAGCCCAGCGAUCCUCCUCUUUCAGGCACAGCCGCAGCUGAAGAGUCUUGUGAAAUCAGCAAUCGAUCGCGCUGUACAAGACUGGAUUGCGCCUGUCGUCGAUCGCUCCAUCAAAAUCGCGCUGCAAACUUGCGAACACAUCAUCCGCAAGGACUUUGCGCUGGAUCCCGAUGAGAAUAGGAUGCGCUCGGCAUCGCAUUACAUGGUGCGCAACUUGACAGCCGGCAUGGCAAUGAUCACCUGCCGCGACCAGCUAUUGACUUCGAUUAACACGCAAUUUAAGGUUGCGAUUAAAUCCGCUUUUAAUUCACCCACCACGCAGCAACGAGAAAUGAUCGAGCAGGCCGCGAGCAUUAUUGCGCAGGACAACAUGGAGUUCGCGUGCGCUUUCAUUCAGAAGACAGCCAUUGAGAAGGCGAUACCUGAAAUGGACAAGAGACUUAUCAGCGAAUUCGAAUUGAGGAAGAUCGCUCGACAGGAUGGACGGCGUUAUUGCGAUGCGGUCGCGUUGACAUAUCAGGCCGAGCGUAUGCCAGAGCAAAUUCGUCUUAAAGUUGGCGGUAUCAGUCCAUUGCAGAUGUCCGUUUAUGAAGAAUUUGCUCGAAAUAUACCCGGAUUCCUGCCGUUGUCUGAACGCGACAGUGCCCUAUUCAUACCGAAACCGACCGUGGUGAUGGAACCUCCACCGACGCACACGACCACAUCGUUCCAGAUGUCACAAUCCGACGAUUUGGUGACGCUCUUCGAGAAGUUGGCGCUUGAGGCCGAUCAAUUCAUCCAGGCCACAAAUGGGCAGGGAAUUUAUGCCACGAUGUACGACUGCAUGGUACUUAUCCGAGAAUGUCUGAUGUUCUCGAUGCACAACAGGGAAAUUGGAUCUAAUAUUGCAACAAUCCAAAAAUGUGUUGAAUCUAUGCAAGAAGCAGCUUUACCCACUUCCGACCCUGUGAACAACAAAUUCAAAGAAAUUAUCGUGCGAAUUUUGAAAUCACUGCAAGAUCCACGUGCCUAUGGCCAGCAGUGGAUUAACAAAAACGUCACUCGAUUCUUGACGGACUUCCGUGAUGAUUCACGCUUCAAUGAAGUUGCGCCCGAGACAUUUAUUCGAGCUGGUUUGGUCAACAUGCCCACCUUUGAUUUGGCCUUAGCGCAAUGCAUGGAAAACGGCCCCAAUUACAGAGCUGUAACACUUGCCACCGUCCUAGUACAAAGUCUGUUAAUCGAUGACAGAUCCAACCAGUAUGUGACAGAAGCUGACUUUGGCAAUACCAUCGAAAUGAUGAUGAAGAUCAAUUCUCACUUGCGACCACCUCCUGAUGCGCUUACAGCGGUCUUGGAGGUGUUACGCCAGCAACAUGAUCAGUCCAUCAUGAGUGAUCGUGGUGGUGGUCCUGUUGUACAGAUUCACAAUGGUAUCCUGCAGGUACGCGCGCCCAACUACGAAGACCCACCCGGUCUCAUGGACAAGACAGAAUACCUCAUCCGCGAAUGGAUCACCAUUUAUAACGCACAGCCCACUGGACGUGACUCGACCAAGGCGUUCAGCCUCUUUGUUCACCAGAUGAACCUGCAAGGUAUUUUGAAGACCGAUGAUCUCAUUACACGCUUCUUCCGCUUAUCCACACAGAUGUGCGUCGAGAUUGUGUAUCGUACCAUGAGUGACCAACCGCUCACCAAUUCGCACAUUCGUGCCAAGUGCUUCAACACCCUUGACGCCUUUGUACGGCUGGUUGCCUUGCUCGUCAAGCAUUCGGGCGACUCCAACAACACCACAACUAAAAUUCAUUUGCUCAAUAAGGUGCUAGGCAUUGUCGCCGGUUGUCUGCUGCAGGAUCACGAGCAGCGCGGAACUGAAUUUCAGCAGUUCCCGUACCAUCGAAUCUUCAUUAUGCUCUUUUUGGAGCUGAAUUCGUUGGAGCCUGUUCUGGAGGCGAUCAAUUUCCAUGUUCUCACUGCGUAUUGUCACACGCUGCAUAUCUUGCGACCGUCGAAAGCCGCCGGGUUCUGUUAUGCGUGGCUGGAACUUGUUUCUCAUCGCGUCUUUAUGGGACGCAUGUUGGCCGCUACACCUCAACAGAAAGGAUGGGCUAUGUAUGCACAACUGUUGAUUGAUUUGUUCAAGUACUUAUCGCCGUUCCUGCGCAACGCAGAACUCGCGAAACCUGUGACGAUGCUCUACAAGGGCACACUCCGUGUUCUUCUUGUCUUGCUUCAUGACUUCCCCGAAUUUUUGUGCGACUAUCACUAUGGAUUUUGUGAUGUCAUCCCACCGAAUUGUAUACAAAUGAGAAACUUGAUACUCUCGGCGUUUCCGCGCAACAUGAGAUUGCCCGAUCCGUUCACACCUAAUUUGAAAGUGGACAUACUGCAGGAAAUUGCUUUCGGGCCGCGUGUCCUCACCAACUUCGCGACAAUGAUUGCACCUGUGACUUUCAAAAAGGAUCUCGAUUCUUACCUGAAAUUGCGCACACCCGUGACGUUCCUCUCGGAACUGCGCAGUAAUCUGCAGGUGUCGAACGAACCCGGCAUGCGGUACAAUAUUCCGCUGAUGAAUGCGCUGGUAUUGUACGUGGGCACUCAGGCGAUUGCUCAUAUCCGUGGCAAGAACCUCACGCCGAAUAUGACAACAAUCGCGCAUAGUGCCCAUAUGGACAUCUUCCAGAAUCUAGCUGUUGAUUUGGACACGGAGGGACGCUUCCUCUUCUUGAACGCAAUUGCCAAUCAACUGCGUUAUCCAAACAGCCACACGCAUUACUUCUCCUGCACACUGCUGCACUUGUUUGAACAGGCCAACACGGAAGCCAUACAAGAGCAGAUUACGCGUGUUUUGCUGGAACGACUUAUUGUGAACAGACCUCAUCCGUGGGGGUUGCUGAUUACUUUUAUCGAACUAAUCAAGAAUCCGACGUACAAGUUUUGGACACACGAAUUUGUUCAUUGUGCAAAUGAAAUUGACAAAUUGUUUGAAUCUGUAGCUCGAUCGUGUUUUGUCCAAAAGGCGUCUGUGCAGGCAGACGGCGACCUGCCCGAGUGAUUGUCGCUGCGCGCAAUCUCAGCAAGCAGCAACAUAUACAUACAUGCAUAACUAAAUAAUUCCAACAUGUGGAUGCGAAAUGAAUUUAUUAAUCAUUAUAAACGAGCAAAUUAAAAAUCGUUGAAACACAAAUGAAUUAUAUUGCGAUUGGUCUGAAUCGAGACUUUAUUUUUAAUUUUUCUUUAUUGGAAAAUUUUCCGUUUUUUUGCUUUACACACACAUUUUUAAUUACUUUUUUGCUGUAACUGGCGGCUUUAUUUUUGGGUUAAAUUAGGCGUUAAGUAGUGUAUAGAAGAAUACAUUAACAUGUAAAAUAUAUAUGAUGAUAGGUAUUUUUAAGGAAGUUUUCAUGUAUUUGUAAUUAUAUAAAUAACUACUAGAUGUAAUAAAAAUAAAUGGUUUUCAAUGUUUUCAGCAUUACAA
This is a messenger RNA of Dalotia coriaria, 7742 nucleotides long. It is a transcript of the gene Not1, whose product is annotated as CCR4-NOT transcription complex subunit 1. The record is from RefSeq and is a predicted model, not a curated record. The transcript is spliced from 7 exons. Bases 228 to 7319 code for a protein of 2363 amino acids. Gene Ontology annotation, cellular component: CCR4-NOT core complex; P-body. Gene Ontology annotation, biological process: nuclear-transcribed mRNA catabolic process, deadenylation-dependent decay; negative regulation of translation. Lineage: Eukaryota; Metazoa; Arthropoda; Insecta; Coleoptera; Staphylinidae. Gene Ontology annotation, molecular function: molecular adaptor activity.